AGCAGUCCCAGAAACAUAUCAACACUUGGGUCUCAAAAAAGACUGAAGGUAAAAUUCGGGACUUGUUGCCAGGUAACUCAAUUGAUGAACAGACCAGGCUGGUUCUUGUCAACGCAGUCUACUUCAAAGGAAGAUGGAAUGAAGAGUUCAACAAAACAUGCACAAUGGAAAUGCCUUUUAAAAUAAGCCAGGUGGGGGAAGCUUCCAAAAGUCCAGGUAGUUUGAUGAAAGAAUGGAAUGGAAAAAUAUCCUGCAUCAUGGAUGCUCUUUCUGAAGCAAAUGGCUCCUUUGCCCUUCACCUUCUGAGGGUACUAUGUCAAGACAAUCCUUCUCACAACGUGUUUUAUUCUCCUGUAAGUGUCUCCUCUGCCCUGGCCAUGGUCUUCCUGGGCGCAAAAGGAAACACCGCUGCUGAGAUGGCCCAGGUCCUGGAGCUGCCCUAUGCGGGCAAGGAGCUGAGCAUGCUCAUUGUGCUCCCUGACGAUGGUGUGGACCUGAGCUCGGUGGAAAAAAAUCUCACUUUUGAGAAAUUCAUAGCGUGGACCAAGCCAGACUGUAUGAAGCAUACUGAAGUUGAAGUUCUCCUUCCAAGAUUUAAACUGGAAGAGGAUUAUGACAUGGGAUCUGUGCUCCAAUGUUUGGGAAUAAUUGAUGCCUUUCAAGAGGGCAAGGCUGACUUUUCAGCAAUGUCCGCCAAGAGAGACCUGUGUCUGUCCAAGUUUGUGCACAAGGCUUUUGUGGAGGUCAACGAGGAAGGCACGGAGGCCGCGGCCGCCUCGGCCACUGUGGUGGUGGAAUGUUGCUUUGUUGAUGGGCCGAGGUUCUGUGCGGACCACCCCUUUCUUUUCUUCAUUAGGCACAACAAAGCUGACUGCAUUCUAUUCUGUGGCAGAUUUUGCUCUCCAUAACGGGGUGCACUUACUGUGUCUUUGAGCCGUUCCCUCUUUCUGUGUCCCCAGAUCUCACUCUACAGCUUGAUCAAAGCCAAGUGCAAAGGUGAGGGCAGGUUCCGCAUCUGGCUGAAUGAUUUGCCAUGCUUCUCCGCACACAGCUGUCCCCAUACUGACCUCUCAUUUAUGCCACUUAAAUCAAGAUCGUGGGACAAAUACCCCAACGAUUCCCUGUUGUAUCUAAGAUACUGUCCAAACCCCAUAGGAGGGCAUGCGAAGUUUUCCUAUAUGGCCCUAGAUAUUAGACAAUUAAAGGUUAGACAAUUAAAUUUGCAACCUUUCCACUGUGUGUUUACAUGUGCACUUCCUAUUCCUUAGGCAUUUCAUUCCAGUUACUCUGUGCCCUGCCUUGUACCUCAAAUCUUGUCACAUACUUGCCUUAGCCUGACUGUUUUGAUUAUAAUAAAAGCUACUAGCUAUUAGACUAUAUUAUUAUUUUUCUGGCGCUUGGAGCUGUAGGGAAUUUCUUUAUUGCAUGUUUUUAUUUUAUCUUUUUUUGCAACAUUCACUCAUCACCAAGUAUGUGCCAAACACUGCAUCAGGCCCUGGGGAUACAAAGGUGUGGAGUCCUUUGACAUCUGGCCUUUAAUACCUGUGCUCGAAUGAUGUCAGUUUUACAUCACCCAGGUUGUCUUUCAACUUAUCACUCUUGAGCAAGCUCUUAACCAACUGAGCCAUUUGGCCGGCCUGUAACUACUUUUUAAAAGAAUUAUAAUUUGCCUUCUUGCAGAGACAAUAGGCAGCCUGAACUCUCUGAACUCCAUAUUGUU
This is a messenger RNA of Hipposideros armiger (great roundleaf bat), 1720 nucleotides long. Its product is annotated as serpin B9-like. The transcript has 5 exons. Gene Ontology annotation, biological process: negative regulation of endopeptidase activity. The annotation marks the transcript as partial. Gene Ontology annotation, molecular function: serine-type endopeptidase inhibitor activity. Gene Ontology annotation, cellular component: cytoplasm. The record is from RefSeq and is a predicted model, not a curated record. NCBI's taxonomy places the organism in Eukaryota, Metazoa, Chordata, Mammalia, Chiroptera, Hipposideridae.